GGGCCGGCGGGCGGCGGGCUAUGAGGCGCCCACCAUGGUGCGAUGCGACCGCGGGCUGCAGACGCUGCUGACCACGGCCGGAGCCUUCGCCGCCUUCUCGCUCAUGGCCAUCGCCAUCGGCACGGACUACUGGCUCUACUCCAGCGCGCACAUCUGCAACGGCACCAACCUCACCAUGGACGACGGGCCCCCGCCCCGCCGCACCCGCGGCGACCUCACCCACUCGGGUCUGUGGCGCGUGUGCUGCAUCGAAGGCCUCAGUAAUAUCAUCGGCAUCAUCGUCUACAUUUCCAGCAACACGGGCGACCCCAGUGACAAGCGCGACGAAGACAAGAAAAACCAUUACAACUAUGGCUGGUCUUUUUACUUCGGAGCCCUGUCGUUCAUUGUGGCCGAGACCGUGGGCGUCCUGGCGGUAAACAUUUACAUUGAGAAGAACAAGGAGCUGCGGUUUAAGACCAGACGUGAGUUCCUCAAGGCCCCCUCCUCGUCGCCCUACGCCAGGAUGCCGAGCUACCGGUACCGGCGCCGGCGCUCGCGGUCCAGCUCCAGGUCCACGGAGGCUUCGCCUUCCAGGGACGCGUCGCCGGUGGGGCUGAAGAUCACCGGGGCCAUCCCCAUGGGCGAGCUGUCCAUGUACACGCUGUCCAGGGAGCCCCUCAAGGUGACCACGGCCGCCAGCUACAGCCCGGACCAGGAUGCUGGCUUCCUGCAGGUGCACGGCUUCUUCCAGCAGGACCUCAGCAUGCUGAGCCGGAGGACCACGCCCGUGUGAGCCCUGCCCUGCCUGUCCGCGCCAGCCUCUCCCCAGAUCGGCUGCCUGGACCCCCCGGGGACUCUGACCCCCCCACCCCAGGACGGACCGAGGACAGACUAAAGCCAAACCCCACCCUCCCGGGUCCCCAAAUGCUUGGAGGGCUGGCUUAGAGCAAAGCCCCGGGGAAACAGGAGCUGGAAGCGAAAUGGCUGACUUUAUCCCCAAAUGUGGCGUUUGAUGCCGGGGGUCCCAAAAGCUCCCAGGAGGCCCCAGAGCACUCCGGAGGCAGCAUGGCCGAACCCACCUGGGAAACAAAACCGAGCCAUUAUCUCCUCUUGGGACCAAAUCCUGCCUGAAGAGCAGCGUUCUGGGCCCCCCUCCCUGCCUGGCGUCCUGGCCCCCUGGAGCCUUUGGUCACUGGCCAGCUGCUUUUGGACGUGAGGUUCCCGUGUCUGUGAGCCAGAGGCGAGGGAGCUGAAGCUCGUCCCUGCCUCUCUGUCUGUCUGUCUGUCUGUCUCUGGCAGCCGCCAGUUGUUGAGAUGGCCACGACCCUAAGGACAGAGCCUGUGACCACCUGGUGCUUUGGCCUUUGUGCUGCCCUCGGCCUGGGGUCUCCGAGGCCUGUGGAGGUAUCUGAAGGUGGGGGGCUGGGCGUAAGGUAAAGGCUUUCCUCUUCACUUCUGGAAGUUUCUGCUCACAGAAAGGGUAGAGUACGCUAACUGUUCUUCAGAGUCUGGAAGAUUCUACGGUCAGAGGAAAGGUGGCUGAGCGGCCUCCUACUGCGUCCCUUCCCACCCCUGCCCACUGGCCUGAGGAGCAGCACUGUCCCUCCUAGGGGUCAUGCUGGGAGGGAUAGACCCUCCUCCCAGGGGUUGGCAACAGGAGCCUGGACUUUGUGCAAGGGGAGACCCGAGGGUGAACAGAGAGGAAAAGCUCCAUUUCCCAGGUGGCCACUCAUCAGAAAAGCCAGGACACUCAUUCCCUCUUGAAAAGCAGCAGCAGCCCCUGCCCCACCCCACAACUCGCUCACUCUGCCACCGCCCGAAAGCGUCGGUGAGGAAGUGGGGAAGCAGCACUGAGUGGACGUCCCGGCCCCGGGAAGGGAGGCUGGCAGGUGCCACGGCUGGUGUUUUUCUAGCAGUUUCUCCCCUAGAAGCGAGCAGAGAACCUGGAAGCCUGUCGGUCUCAGAGGAUCGCUUUCUGGAGCCAACCCUCUUUUAUACAGAUGCGGGCUUUCUAACGACAAACCCUUUCUUACUUUUUGAAACUUGGCGAUGGCCCUAGAGCAGUUGCCGUGAUCCCAGUAGAAUGUCGUACUUAGAAGUGACGAGCAAACUCUUACCUCAGCCACCUGCUCAUGGACCCCCGGGGUGGACUAUGCCCAGGAGUUCAGUCCGGGUCACAGUCACUGCUCUCCUCUGCCGCCCCAGAGGGUGCCCCCACCUGGCCCGCCCCAGUGGCUGCGUGCCAGGGCCCCUCCGCUUGCUGGAAAUCCUUCCCCGCGUCAAGGUUGGCUCUGUGUGCUCCGUCCAAGCAUGUGCGGCCGGCCCCCACCCUGUCCCUCCUCCUUCUCCAGGCCCUGACACCAUCUCACCAGGCUGGAAGGACGGGGCGAGAUCUGGGGGCCCGUCCCCCAGCAAGGCCACCUCGAAAAGCAGGCAGCCUUGUCCUUCCUUCCAUGUCGGCCACUCCCUCCUGCCUCCCUGGGAGCACCCAUCAUCUCAUGGAGAAAGCUGUGUUCCAAUGAAUCCUACCUCUCACGCUGUCCCAGCAGAGAACGCGGGGCCCACUCUCGGGACCAGGAAAGGGAUCGGAGGGACGGAGAGCAGGGAGCAGAACACCUCAGCGCCUCUGGUCGUCACAGCCUUUCUCCCCCCUCCCCCCCCGCCACCCCUGCCCGGGCGCCAGUCACCCCCCAUUGAAGCCCGCCCAUCCCUGUGCCCAGGGGCUCUGGGCGGCCCGUGCCUGUCCCCCCAACGCCCCAUGCCCUCCACCCUUCCAUCCUGCCCUUGUGUCUCGCCAGUUACACACCUGUGAAUCCUGUACUUACUACUGGUUUGGGGUUGUUAGUUCUGUCUUUUUUUUAAUUAAAUAAAAACAUUUUUAAA
Capra hircus (goat) is the source of this 2865-nucleotide messenger RNA. RefSeq names its product calcium voltage-gated channel auxiliary subunit gamma 4 (gene CACNG4). Gene Ontology annotation, molecular function: channel regulator activity; voltage-gated calcium channel activity. Lineage: Eukaryota; Metazoa; Chordata; Mammalia; Artiodactyla; Bovidae. Gene Ontology annotation, cellular component: AMPA glutamate receptor complex; voltage-gated calcium channel complex; postsynaptic density membrane. Gene Ontology annotation, biological process: transmission of nerve impulse; postsynaptic neurotransmitter receptor diffusion trapping; neurotransmitter receptor transport, postsynaptic endosome to lysosome. The record is from RefSeq and is a predicted model, not a curated record.